UCCCUCUCUCUCUUUUCUCCUCCUCCUCCUCGGUGUGUCUCAGCUGUCCUUGCUCCUCUCUCAGAUGGAGGCUGCAGUGUUGUGCUGAGUAGCGGUGAGCCAGCAUCUCUGCCUGCAGCCGUCAGCAGACCUACGUUUCCUGAAACAGGACACUACAGCACCCACAAUCCUCUGCCUGAGCCCAGACUGUUGUUGGGCAGGAGCGAAGCCCCGUGGAAUCCUGGGAGUCGCAGUCCAGAGAGAGAGACAGAGAGAGAGGGUGACGUGCCAUGACAACAGUCAGAGGGAGAGAGACGCAGAGAUGAUGUGGUUCUUCUGGCUUCAUCGAGUGAUGUCCUCCAGCUCUCAGUGAGGCAGUUUACAGCAAAAGAUACUGCUGAGGAGCCAUGUCUGCUGAACUCGACGAUACCGACAGCGUGUUCGACUUGAACGAGGCGAUCCCAGAGACAGAGCUGCUGGAUAACAGCAUCCAGAAAGGCCGCGCCCAGCUGUCUGUCAAAACACGGAGACAACGCCCGUCCAGGUCCCGUUACCGAGACAGCAUUAGCUCAACGGAGGGCGACGACUGCCUCGACAGAAAGGUGGAGGACAGUCCGUUGCACUCUGCCCGCUCGCCUCUCCACCUGGCGAUGCGAGGGUCCUCCCCCUCCCCUGAUUCGCUGCUGUCAGCUAGAAGCCCUGGAUUCUCCUUCGACACGUCGCUGGUCCGUCGCUCGCCAGAGGACGGAGGCUUGUCAUUGGCUGGUCCACCUCGGGGGCGGUACCAUCAGCUGACCAACGCAACUUCUCAAGAGGCCCUGGUUACUCCCAGCAGCUCACCAUCUAAAUCCUGUCCCUCCUCCGACUGCUCACCUGUCUACAUGAGGAGGAACAGAAGGCCCGACAGUGAAGUGUUGGUCUCUGAUACAAGUCGUGACACGAGUCCAGCUGAUCCCGGCAGUCCGACCGUCAUCUUCGACAAGAAAACCAAAAGACGCUUCCUGGACCUGGGGGUGACUCUGAGGCGUUCAUACAUCAGAGUGAGGAAAGAUAAAUCCAACAGGCUCUCUGUGGGCAGCAGAGAGCCGUCUGAGAGUCCGUCCCGUUCCUCCGGAUCCUUCAUCUCCUUCUCCUGGUUCACCGAAGGACGGGGGUCGAUCUCCUCCUCCGGUACUCCGCCCUGCUCCCCCAAAAUUCCACCGCUGAGCUCCCCGAGACCGCGCAAGUCUCACUCCCAGGAGUCGGCUCUCAGUGAGGAGUUCUCUCCUCCUCACACCUCCUCCUCCACCUCUCCUCCCAUUGACUCCUCUUCUUCCAGGUCCUCCCAUCCCUACCACACCCUGUCCCAGUCCUCCGAUGAGCCCUGCGAUGAACCCCACUCGUCCUGGACGACUCAGCAGGUGUGUCAGUGGCUCCGAGGACUCAACAUGGAGCAGUACGUUCCGGAAUUCAGUGCUAGAGACAUCGACGGGCAGCAGCUGCUGCAGAUGGACGGCAGCAAACUGAAGGGUCUGGGCGUGCUCAGUUCGUCUGAUCGCAGCGCGCUGAAGCGCCGCAUCAAAGAUGUUCAAAGUGCAGCAGAGAAGGAGAAAAAAGCUCUGGACAAGCUGGAGAAACAGAAGGAAAAGCAGCGCCGGAAGGACCAGGAGCAGCGCAGGAACUGAGCCCCGCCACCAGAGGGAGGCAGAGGACAGUGAGAGGAGAGCUGUGCGAUGAAGAGAACAGGAUUUCUGCCGCAGGGAAGGUUUGACAUGACAAACAAUUCCUGGAAAAGCUGCAAUUCCAUGAUCAUAAGACAUCUCCAGGCCUGGAAAAGUUAAACUGAAGUUUACUGUUAUGAGACCGUGAAAUAUGUCAGGCGAUGAUGGCACAGUGUUUCAUUUGCCACAAAGUGGUUUUCAUCUAUUUUCCUCCAUUUGAUGUUUAAACUCAUCAUCUGUGAUCGGCUGGCAGGAACGCUGACAGAUCAUUAACUCAGCAGGUUCCUACACGCAGCUGCUCUGAUUCCCUCUGGUGAUUCUUCUUCUGCAAGCCAAACAUUAUACAAGGUGUGCUUUUUCUCUGAAAUGAGUGUCACAGCAGGUUUUCUGUUUUGUUUCUGGGCCGUGGAGUCUCAGCCCGAGGCGGCGUGUCGGUGCUGCUCUGUGAACAGUUUUUGUGGUUUCUCUGUUUGUUGUAAUGACUUUAGCUCAAAGGUUCUGUGUUCAGGUGUGUGAGGUCUGACAGGUGUUUGGAUAUUUCCCACAAUCCUCUCACAGCUUGUUUUCCACCUGGAAUCUCUGACAGAAAAAAACAUCGUCGAAUCUUCGCUUUACACAGGUGGAAGCGUUUGUGUCAGAGAGGGUCAAACGUCCCGACGCUGGUCGAGUCAGAUUCUUAACCUCUGGAGAUAUUUCUGACCUCUCACAGUCUCUGUUAAAAUGUUUGUUUCAAUAAAUAAA
Molecule: messenger RNA, 2420 nt
Organism: Maylandia zebra (zebra mbuna)
Lineage: Eukaryota; Metazoa; Chordata; Actinopteri; Cichliformes; Cichlidae
Gene: samd14
Product: sterile alpha motif domain containing 14
Biological process (GO): calcium-mediated signaling; actin filament organization; neuron projection development
Cellular component (GO): actin cytoskeleton; dendrite; cytoplasm
Molecular function (GO): actin filament binding
Source: RefSeq, a predicted model, not a curated record